This is a messenger RNA of Trypanosoma cruzi, 2082 nucleotides long. RefSeq names its product glucosamine-fructose-6-phosphate aminotransferase, putative. Gene Ontology annotation, molecular function: carbohydrate derivative binding; L-glutamine:D-fructose-6-phosphate transaminase (isomerizing) activity. Gene Ontology annotation, biological process: fructose 6-phosphate metabolic process; protein N-linked glycosylation; UDP-N-acetylglucosamine metabolic process. The coding region runs from base 1 to 2082 and encodes 693 amino acids. The transcript has a single exon. The record is from RefSeq and is a predicted model, not a curated record. Lineage: Eukaryota; Euglenozoa; Kinetoplastea; Trypanosomatida; Trypanosomatidae.
AUGUGCGGUAUAUUCGCGUACAUCAAUUAUCACAAACGACAGACGGUGCGGGAGAUCUUCAACGUGUUGCUUGACGGACUGCAGCGUGUGGAGUACCGGGGCUACGACAGCGCUGGUCUUUGCAUCGACGGCCAGGAUGCCGACCAGCCACCGGUGCUUAUUCGCAGCGUGGGGAAUAUUGCGCAGCUGCGUAAAAUUGUCUUCAGCGACGAGACCGUCUCGCUGGUGGACCUCGACGCGUCUUUUGACGUUCACGUCGGCAUUGCCCACACCCGCUGGGCCACCCACGGCAUGCCUUCUGUGAAAAACUGCCACCCGCAGGCCAGCAACGAUCAGGGCUUUGUCGUGGUGCACAAUGGCAUCAUGACGAACUUCAUGCCGGUCAAGCAGAUGCUGCUGGAGAGGGGCUACCACUUCAGCGGCGACACGGACACGGAGGUGAUUGCGGUGCUUCUGGAGUAUCUGCACACGCAGGAGCCAAAACUGUCACUUGUUGAACUUGCCACAAGAAUUACUUCCAUGUUGGAGGGCGCGUAUGCGCUGCUGGUUAAAUCGAUGUUCUUUCCCAAUGAACUGAUUGCCUGCCGUAAGAGUUCCCCGCUAAUGGUCGGUUUUCGUCGUGGGGGCCCAAGCGGCGCGGUUGCGAAUGGAGAUGCCCUGCCACUGACCGAGUUGUAUUUUGCCUCGGAUGCCAAUUCUUUUAUUGCACACACGCGUGAGGUCAUUUUUUUGGAGAAUGGCGACAUUGCGCACUUUCACGAUGGUGCGCUUGCUCUCUACGCCACCAGCAACACCACGGCUGGUCUUAAUAAUUCUGUCGCCGUGGCAACGCCCGUCAGUCGUGCGCCGCAGAUCAUUGAUGCCACGCCCGAAGGUCUUUCCAAGGAUGGCUACGAGCACUUUAUGCUGAAAGAGAUUUACGAGCAGCCAGAGAGCGUCACACGCACGAUGCGUGGUCGCAUAAACUUUUUAAAGGGUGACGUAAACUUUGAUGGCAUGGAUGCGAGUAUAUUAGCAGCUCUUUCUAGGGCACAUUGUCUUAUGUUGAUUUCAUGUGGAACCUCAUACCACAGCUGUCUUGCUGUGCGUCCGAUCUUUGAAGAGUUGCUGCGGAACCUGUCUGUGGUGGUGGAGAAUGCCCCGUACUUUAUGGACCGGCAGCCACGUGUUCAUCGCGAUGAUAUCUGCGUGUUUGUUUCACAAUCCGGCGAGACUGCCGAUACAAUAAUGGCACUGCAGUACUCUAAAGCAGCCGGUGCCACUCUUAUCGGGGUGACAAAUGUCCCGGGCUCCACCGUCUCGCGGCAGACAGAUUACGCCAUAUCCCUCAACGCUGGUGUGGAGGUGGGAGUUGCCUCAACGAAAGCCUACACAUCACAGAUUGUUCUCCUCACCCUUCUGGCUCUGUUAAUGAGUCAAACAACGAAUAGUUCCUGGAAUGACAAGGAGACUACAAAAAACAUACGUGGGAACACUGAGGAAAAUAAGAAGGAAGUAGAAGAAGGAAAGGAAGAGAACAAUCAAUAUGUUCAGAAAAGACGUGCAGAAAUUAUUAGUGGACUUGCUGCCCUUCCCGCAGCCAUUUCUCAGUGUCUGAAGUUUGUCAGCGACGCCGUUAUUUCCAUCGCAGAGGAGUGGCAUGAUGCCUCUACCAUCCUUGUAAUUGGUCGAGGCUACGACUACCCUACCGCACUGGAGUCCGCUCUAAAGGUAAAGGAGGUAAGCUACGUUUUCACAGAGGGCAUUCACUCUGGCGAGCUAAAACACGGUCCGCUUGCACUUGUGGAUGCGAACUCGAGGGUGAUUGCUUUUUGUGCGCAUGACCGUCAUUUUGAGCGUGGCAAAAGUGCCAUCCAGCAGGUGAAGGCACGUGGUGGACGUGUAGUUGCGAUAACGACCCAGAAGGACGCAGAGGUAGAGAAUGCUACCACGCUGUGCGUAGAAGUGCCAAAGGUGGUGGAUUGUUUGCAAGGUGUUGUUAACGUUGUGCCACUGCAGUUGCUUGCGUAUUAUCUUGCUGUGCGACGUGGGCACAAUGUAGACUGCCCGCGUAAUCUUGCAAAGAGCGUCACGGUGCAGUGA